CGAGCAGGAGAAGCGCGCCGCUAGAAGGGGCGUGGGGCGUCGUUCCUCGCCCAGCCCCUUCCUCCUCCAUUGUGUCUCCUCCUCCUCGGGCCAGAGCUGAGCUGAGCCGAGCCGAGCGGCCAUGGUGGAGGGCGAGCGGCGCUAUGAGGCGGCUGGCCGGGCGGCGCCCUGAGUGAGGCGGGCGGAGGGCGGCGCUGGCCGAGGCGGGUGUCGGCGGCCCCCGGAGCCCGACCCCGCUGAGCACGAAGGAAGGCAGGAAGGCAGGCGGGCCGGCCAGCAUGGAGGGCGAGCAGCAGCAGCUCCGCACUGAGGUGGAGCGGCUGAACCGCGAGUUGAGCGAGACGACAGAGGAGAAGAUGCAGGCGGCAGAGUACGGACUGGUGGUGCUGGAGGAGAAGCAGACGCUCAAGCUGCAGUAUGACGAGCUGGAGACCGAGUACGAGACGGCCCGCCAGGAGCUGGAGCAACUGCGGGAGGCUUUUGGUCAGGCUUAUAGUAACCAGAAAAAGGUGGCAGCUGAUGGAGAAAGUCGUGAGGAGUCAUUGAUUCAAGAGUCUGCUUCCAAAGAAGCGUAUUAUGUGGCCAAGAUUCUGGAGCUACAGACCGAUCUGAAACAGAUGAAAAAUGUGCUCACCAAUGCCCAGUCUGAAAAUGACCAUCUCGCUUCCAUCACACAGCAGCUGAAGGAGAGCAAUCAGGUUGUGGAGUUACAAAGAAAUCGCCUGCGUGAUGAUAUUAAAGAAUAUAAAUUUCGUGAAACAAGACUUCUGCAAGAUUAUUCUGAACUUGAAGAGGAAAAUAUCUCUCUUCAGAAACAAGUCUCAGUGCUUAAACAAAAUCAGGUUGAAUUUGAAAGUUUGAAACAUGAAAUUAAAAGGCUUGAAGAAGAAACAGAGUUCCUCAACAGUCAGCUGGAAGAUGCUAUCAGACUAAAAGAAAUAGCAGAACGACAACUUGAGGAAUCUUUGGAGACGCUGAAGAAUGAGCGGGAGCAGAAGAAUAACAUGCGCAAAGAAUUAUCUCACUAUAUGAACAUCAGUGAUUCAAUGUACACCAGCCAACUGAGUAUCUCUCUGGAUGGAUUGAAGUUUAGCGAUGAUUGUAAUGAACCAAACAAUGAUGAACUAAUUAAUGGUUUUGAAAACGGCCUGACUAAAUUGAAUGGUGACAAUAAGCUGUCCACUCCUAAGAAAAAUGAUCAUUUCAAGCCAGCACCGAGCUUGGUGUCUGAUUUGCUAAGUGAGCUGAAUUUAUCUGAAAUGCAGAAACUGAAACAGCAGCUGAUGCAGGUGGAAAGGGAUAAGACCACAUUACUUGCAACUCUCCAAGAGUCACAAAAGCAGCUGGAACAUACAAGAGGUGCCUUGUCAGAACAGAAUGAAAAGGUCAACAGACUCACCGAGCAUGUCAGUGCCAUGAAAAAACUCCAGGCUAGCAAAGAACGGCAGAGUGCACUUGAUAAUGAGAAAGAGCGAGACAGCCAUGAAGAUGGCGAUUACUACGAGGUAGAUAUCAAUGGCCCUGAGAUUUUGGAGUGCAAGUACAAGGUGGCUAUAGCUGAUGUAAACGAACUCAAAGAAGAACUCAAAAACCUGAAGGCCACAUACUCUGAUAAUGAGAAUAAAUAUGAGAAGGAGAAGACCAGGAACGAAAGUGAAAUCCAGUCCAUGACAGAGAAACUUGAACUACUAGAAAAAACUAAUAAAGAAGAGCAGGAGCAGAUUAUCUGCUUGGAAAAGGAGCUGAAAAAAGUGAGUGAGGUAGCUGAAGGAACUCAAGGUAGCUUGACUGUGGCGCAGGAUGAACUGGUCACCUUCAGUGAAGAACUAGCAAAUCUGUACAACCAUGUUUGUAUCUGCAACAACGAGACACCCAACCGAGUAAUACUGGAUUACUUUAAAGAAGGUAAAAAUGUCCGCAGCUGUUCAGAAGGUAAAGAGAGAAGAUCUCCAGUACUGCUUACCAAGGGCCUUUUCCCAGGAGAGAUGGGAAAAGUUGAAAAUAACAACAAUGGAGACAUUGUACCAGCUUCUGCUUCAUCUUUGCCCUCACCUGUGUCUUGUGCUAGUGAUCCACGCAAAGAACCAAUGAAUAUUUACAACCUGAUUGCUGUCAUUCGUGACCAAAUCAAGCAUCUUCAGAAAGCAGUUGAUAGAUCAACAGAACUAUCCAAACAACGUGCUGCUUCCCAUGAACUGGGGGCAAUGGCAGACAAAGACAAAGAAGUUUUUAUGGAAGAGAUCUUGAAACUGAGGUCCUUGUUGAGUACCAAGAGAGAACAAAUUUCAACGCUGAGAGCUGUGCUCAAAGCAAACAAGCAGACUGCUGAAAUGGCCCUUUCAAAUUUGAAGAGUAAAUAUGAAAUGGAGAAAUCCAUGGUUACUGAGACAAUUAUGAAACUACGUAAUGAGCUUAAAGCUUUAAAAGAGGACGCUGCUACCUUUUCAUCUCUAAGAGCUAUGUUUGCCACCAGGUGCGAUGAAUAUGUGAACCAGCUUGAUGAAAUGCAGCGCCAACUUGCAGCUGCUGAUGAUGAAAAGAAAACACUGAAUUCUCUUCUCCGCAUGGCCAUUCAGCAGAAACUGGCACUGACACAGCGGCUGGAGGACUUGGAGUUUGACCAUGAACAGACCAAGCGCGGCCGAACCAAAUCGUGGACCAAAACUAGAGCGAGCAACCCGAGUGUAAGUCACAUGCGCUCUCGUGUUGUCAAACAAGAGGGAGUAAGUGUUGGUAACCAAGUGUAUUGCAGUGAGAAGUACAAAAUCUACUGUGAUUGACUGUGGUACAUUGUUGGGGCUUCAUAUGUUGGAUAAUAAAUAGAUGUGUCCUACAUGGCUUCUCUGCCCCAUUUUCCUCGUGUUGCCAUGAGUUCAUGUGUAUUGGAGUGUUCACUGUUAAUUCACAUGGAUGUGAAGUGACUGCAGUAGUGCAGCCUAACCUUCUUGUGAUAUAGGGCUUUUUAAUCUUGAUACCUGUUGAUUAUGUGGGUAGCAUGGUAUCUUGGGGGAGGGAGUUGGUCAGUCAGGCUGCUCCAGUACCACAGUCUGAAGUCUGUACAGCACAAAUGUGCUUUUCUUUCCUCCACCCAGCUUUAAUUUGCACUUCACCUUCCUGACAAAAGCUCCAUUUAAUAAUGUUGCUCAUGUUUACAGUAUUUGAUAUAUGCAAAUUUAUCCCUUUCUAAAAUAAAUCCUCCAAAAUGAUGCGCAGUUUUAUAAAUGUUUUGGAAGAACAUUUGUAAUUGCUUAAAAUCUUGGAGUUUUCUAUUUACUAAAGCUAUUUGAGUACGUUAGUGAGUAAAUUGAUAUUCCAAGCAAGAGAUUGAGUUAAUAUAUUUCUCUGUAUAUACCAGUGUUCAGAAAAAACGUGAACUGCUUCACUGUUUAUACCUUUAGUAUUUGCACCUGUUAGCUUCAAAAUGGAGUCUUGAACUUAUUAUUGAAAUGAGCACAGAUAGUGUGGAACCCCCCAUUCUCUGUAAUAAUGUAGGACAAGAAACUGUUCUAAUGACUAGAAUUGCAAAAAUAGAAAUGAAUACGUUCAUUUUUAUUUUAAAACAAUAUACUUCAGAUUCAGAUGCACAUUCUGCAAAAUACACAGCCUUCCAGUGCUGUUAUUGCAAAUAAGCACAAAUUAGAAAUACAUAAGAGACUGAUGGUAUACCAAGUUUCAUUAAAAUGCACUUGUCAUCAUAUAAAUAAAUGUUUUAACAUGAAUCCCUGUCUUACCUGUCACUUACGCUUGAGCUUUUAUCUGCAGUAAGAAAAUUGUCCUGAAUCCUGCGUCCUCCUCACUGAUUGAUGCAGCUUUGUUUCACUAAGCCAUUGUCCACAGAUAGAUUUAAUAACAAAGAAAAUGCAAUGCUUAGUCUUUGUUCCCAGAAAAAAAUCAUGAUUAACUAUCAAAUCAUAUCUUAAAUGGUAUUUUAUAAUCAUUGAAUAUUUCAAUUUUUUUUGGAUUACCAAGAAUUCUCCAUUUCUCACUUUUUAAAACAAAUCUUGCAUUAAAUUAUGGCAAUUUUAAAUUUUAAUUUCUGGAUCUUUCUGGCAUCACGUUUUACUUUUGCCAGAUUUGCUGUUAAAUCCAAAAUCCGUCAGUGGUAUUUCUUGCAAUCCUAUUCAGUUUUAUUCAAAUAUAAUUAUAAUCACUACUGGUUGGAAUGCAGUGAAUAAUGCAUUGUUACAACCUGAACUCCAUAAUGUGGCCAGACAAACUAAAUAUACUUUGCUUAUAUAGCAGUGAUUAUUCAAAUCCACUUAGUUUUGUUCAAAUGUUGAGUUUCGACAUUUGUUCAUUCCUGUGCUGUUGGCACUGGGAUAGGACGUCAUGGUUGAAAUAAUCGGACGUGUUGUCCCUGGAGCUUCUAUCAGUGGGUUGGGAUGUGGUAUUUAGCUGUAUAGGAACUUGAAAAACACCUAAAAGCAGGAUUUUGUGAUGAUAUAAUUUAAUGAUUUUUUGGGACUAAUAAGAUUAUUUUUAAAUUUAAUCCCGACUGCUUGUUGUAUUUGCCAUUUAAAUUUUGUAUACAAGGAACUUUGGUUGAAUUCAAUCUGGCUUCAGUCUCUUAUGCUGCACAAUUCUUUGAAGGCCUUUGAUGUACUUAAUUGUAUUAAGCUAUUAAUAAAUGCCAGUGGUUUAACUAAACCCAUCAUUUAGGAAUGUGACACUAAACACUGUUGCUCAAUUUAAAGCAGAUUCUGGUGUUUCAGGAAACCUUUUGAUGCAGACGCUUCCCUAUAGUAAUGGCAAAAGUAAACAAUCGCCAAAUUUGCAAAUGCGAUUUUUUGAAGUUACUUGGUAAGAUGUUUCAUGUAUUGUAGAAGUAUAAACUGAUUUUGUGACAUGGCAAUGUGUCCAAGUUUGAAAAUUUUGGAAUGUGCAUUUGUUAGAUAACGGCUGUAAUACACAGCAAGAUAAAUCAAUAUAUUGCCUACCUCUGUUAGCAGGCUGUCGUUUGUCUUCUGGCUGUAUUUGGCUGAGUUGCUACUCCUAGCAGCCUGCAAAUAAUAAUCUGCAUGUUUCUAAUCUAAUGGCUCUGUAAACCGAUUCCUGUGAUGAGAUCUCUGCAUGACCACUAUAUGGUCACUCAAUACUUGUGAGGUUAGCUUCCUAUAAAUGGCUCGGUAUUAAACUUUAUGCUGAGAAAUAUUUCAAAAUAGCCGUUUUCUCAGACGACUAACAGUUUGCUCUUUACAUUAAUAGACUAAUAUUCCUAGCAAACCUUGUGCUAUGCAUUUUUCGUGAAUUGCUCCUUGUGCAAGAGUUUAUUUUUAAAAAGGGUUUUGGCUAAUUUUUUUUGUAUCUUCCCUUUUUCAGUGAUAAAAUAGUCCCUGGAGAUGGACUUUCUGACCAAGAAUUCAGUUUAUUUUAAAAUUGCUUCUAUAGUGUGUUGCAUAAAAGGCUAUUGAAAGACCUAAAUAGUAAAGGCAAUUUGUUGCAUUUUUGUAUUAAAAUUGCAAAUAUUAACAAAAGCAUUAUUGAAGUUGCUGCUGGAGGAAGAGAAACUCACAAGUGUUGAAGAAAACUUCAAUGAUUUGAUUAACCUAAGGCUUUAUAGAAUAUUACACAAUUUUGAGACGGUGUUGUGGUAUUAUAUGUUUUGUUGCAAUUAUUCAGUGUUUUUAAUCAGAUGUUAUACCUGUGCACUUUUGAUAUAUAUAUUUCUUUUUAUUCUAAGAAUGGCAGAAAAUGCUGUGAUUUGUGGAUAAAUCUCUUGCCGGUAGUGUCUUUUCUUUGAUGUGAUAGAUUUCUGCAUCAGCAUGCUGCAGAAAAGUUGGUUUUAUUUUUAACCUGUGGUCAAAUUAAAUAUUACACUACCGGGAUUUGUGCUUCAGCAUUUUCUCCAUUGAAUUUGUUUCUUUACUGAUGUUAACUGCCAUGUUCUAAAAUCCAGGGGCUUUCUGGGGUUUUCAUGGAUAUUAUUCUUAGGAAUAGUUCAAUGUAACAAGGAAAAAACUUGACUUACUCUGGUAAUGGUAAUAGAAACUUAUAAAGUUAUAUUACCAACUAAUGCCAGAUUUUUGGGUUUAUUAAAACAAAAUCAAGUAUCAUUGAUUUAACAGAAUUUUCUACAAGAUGCGCCAAAUAAAUUCCAAAUUGGAAUUGUAUCAUUAUUUCUCAUUUUGUUUAUUGUGCCAAACUUGGUACUUCUAGAGGUAAUAUCUAAGGUAUUUGUUGUGCGGUGUUCUGUUUCCAUGCCUUGUUUUUGUUAAUUCUGCCAGUGGUGCCUUUGAUAAUUUCACCAGUGCUUGAUCCUACAAUAAUGUUUUUGCAAAGUAUUUAAAUUUCACAAAGAAAGCAUAGAGCAAUAAGUGCAACGGAGAGCCCCUUCCUUUUGCACAGAAUUUCCACUGUAGUCUUAAUUUUAUAAAUUGUAUGAAAUUCUCUUUUGUCAGUGAUACUUAAGAAAUGCAGAUUCAUGCAAUUUCAGGGGAUACUUAUUUUGGGAACCAAAUCUAAUGACUUUGGACUCCUGACGAACAAUUUAAAUUGUAUUAACAUAUUUGUGAUUGCAGUACGGAAGACUGUGUCAUCUAUAUCUUAGCUUUGUUUGGUGAUGGUCGCAAGUAACUGGUAUGUUGGCAGAAAGCAUUAAGUCAUAACUUUAUUUACCAACCGUGUAAUCAUUGUGUAAAUUCAGCAAACAGAAAAUAGAUGCUGCAUCAACAAGCCUAGCCACUUGGUGAAAGUGCUCAUGUUUGUUGAGGCCAGCUUUUGACAAAUCAGGUCAAAUUAAAAAAUAAGAUUAAAUUAAGUGCAAUUUAAAUGAUGAAUUUUAGCAUUGUUAUGGGAGAUAUUUUCUGUUCGCUGGAAGAAUGUUUUUUUUAAAAACCUGUUUUACAGUAUUGUUAUGCUCAGUUACAUUUAAGCUAUACUUCAAGUGGGUAUUUAUUUGAAGCAAUGUCGCAGUACUGUAUUCUUUUUAUGUGGAUUAUCAUUUAGUGGUAGGUUGGCCUAAACAAUGUAAUAUGCAUGUGUGCCAGCCUAGAAACCUUUACACAGCUUUUCUUUAUAAUUAAAUUGAAUUCAAGAUUUUAAAAAUAGCACAAAGCUAAAUGUGUUAUAAACUGAGAUGUUUGACAUUGGACUAGCAAACGUGUAAAGCAUGGGGAGAGGCUUAUUGUUCAAGGAUCAAAUCUGUGUAAAGGUAAUCCUAUUGGCUAUGUCAAUAAAUGUGAUCACAAAGA
This is a messenger RNA of Amblyraja radiata (thorny skate), 7190 nucleotides long. Its product is annotated as protein bicaudal D homolog 2. Gene Ontology annotation, molecular function: dynactin binding; cytoskeletal adaptor activity; dynein complex binding. Gene Ontology annotation, biological process: regulation of microtubule cytoskeleton organization; protein localization to organelle; microtubule anchoring at microtubule organizing center. The record is from RefSeq and is a predicted model, not a curated record. Bases 279 to 2780 code for a protein of 833 amino acids. The transcript is spliced from 7 exons. Gene Ontology annotation, cellular component: cytosol; Golgi apparatus. NCBI's taxonomy places the organism in Eukaryota, Metazoa, Chordata, Chondrichthyes, Rajiformes, Rajidae.